This is a messenger RNA of Papaver somniferum (opium poppy), 1372 nucleotides long. RefSeq names its product transcription initiation factor IIF subunit beta-like. The transcript has 6 exons. The record is from RefSeq and is a predicted model, not a curated record. NCBI's taxonomy places the organism in Eukaryota, Viridiplantae, Streptophyta, Magnoliopsida, Ranunculales, Papaveraceae. Gene Ontology annotation, cellular component: transcription factor TFIIF complex. Gene Ontology annotation, biological process: transcription initiation at RNA polymerase II promoter; transcription by RNA polymerase II. Bases 222 to 1019 code for a protein of 265 amino acids.
AUGACCCAAAAUCUCAGUUCUCGUCCUUUCGGAGUCGACAUAGGAAACUUGGAAUUGAGACAGUGCGUUCCUUUUACUAUCAAGUAGAAGUAGUUCCAGUUUCAACGCGAGUAAAGAGCUAUUCAACUCGUCCUCCUCGCGAAAGAAAGAAACUCCAGCGAAAUCCCUUUGAAAGAAGAAAAGAAUUUCUCCGGUCUCCCGAGGACAGAAUCCAGAGAGAAAUGGAGGAUGAGAAGAACAAUGGUAGUAGUAGUAAUAACAGUGGUAUAUGCAAUCUGGAGAUGAAUAAAGCAGAUAAGUCGGUCUGGUUGAUGAAGUGCCCAUUAGUUGUUGCUAAGUCAUGGCAAUCUCACUCAUCUGAUCCUAACCCAGUUGCCAAAGUAGUCCUCUCUGUUGAUCCCCUUCUUGCUCCUGGAGAUCCAGAUUCUGUUCAGUUUACGAUGGAGUUGGCUGGCAGUGAUAAUCCGAAUAUGCCGAAGAGUUAUGCUUUGAACACGUUUAAGGAUUUUGUUCCAAUGUGUAUUUUCUCUGAGACUAAUCAAGGAAAGGUUUCGCUCGAAGGUAAAGUGGAACAUAAGUUUGACAUGAAGCCUCAUAACGAUAACUUUGAGGAGUACGGUAAAAUCUGUCGUGAAAGAACUAACAGAUCUAUGAUAAAAAACAGGCAAAUACAGGUGAUUGACAAUGAUCGUGGGGCGCACAUGAGGCCAAUGCCUGGAAUGAUUGGGCUUGUAUCAUCCAAUCCUAAGGACAACAAAAGAAAACCAGUGCCAGUCAAGCCACAAGAGAUUAAAAGAACACGAAGGGAUCGUGGUGAAUUGGAAGAUAUUAUGUUUAAGCUUUUUGAGAGGCAACCAAACUGGACACUGAAGCAGUUGGUCCAAGAGACUGAUCAGCCUGCGCAAUUUUUGAAAGAGAUAUUGAAUGAGCUGUGCGUCUACAACAAGAGAGGAGCAAAUCAAGGAACCUAUGAGCUUAAGCCAGAGUAUAAGAAAUCUGCGGAGGAUGCAGCUGACUAAAUGCAUCCAUUUUGCAGAUCGUAUUUUGUUAGAGUGUGCAGUGCAGUUAAGAGUUCACUGGGGGUUUAAGUGAACGAAGUGUUGGUUUGGCCCCAACUUUAGAGGGCUUUAUAUUUUAGUUCUUAAAAGCAGUUUUUCAACACGCACCCCUUGAAGCCCCCAAGUAGAACUUCCAUGAGGAUAAUCCCCUUGCUAAUUACAUCAUCCUCUGAAAAGCAUGGCUGGCUCAGUAAUAGUGUAUUACAUAUGACACUUAUAAGGCUAAUUGUAAUUUUAAUAUAUGGAUAUUGCUAGAAAAAUUCAACUUCUAUUGUGCGUAAUGUACAUAGUAGAAAGUUUCUAAGAAACUUCGG